AUGGACGAAGAGCUCUACAAUGAUGGAAUCUCCGUUAACACGGAGGACGCCAUCGACGUGGUCGCCCGCAUCGACUUCAUCGUCGCCUCCCUCGAAAAGGCCGGCGUGCCCCCCGAUGAACUCCACCACUUCAAGCAGGUCGUCAGCCGACUACCCGUCGCCAAUCAUGCCGCCAAGGACGGCACCGCUGUCCCAGGUGAUGCCGCCGGGCCUCAGGAUCUCGUGGCGGAGGGGGUUCUCGACAAGCUCCAGAGAGGCGCGCAGGGUUUUGCGACGGUGUGGAAGCCGCGUUGGAUACGGGUGCUGCCAGGAGAGCUGCAGGUGUUCGAGUCGGCGACCAGGCCCGAGCCCGACACUCCCUGCCUUUUCUCUCUCCCGCUGAGUGUGCAGCAGACAAGAAUCGACCCUGGAAAGGAGGCCUUGUGCAGGAGACUCGGGAGGGAAGCGAUUCUGAUGGUAAGCGGCACGGCAGCGGUCGGGGGAACCUUGCGCUGCGUGACGCUGGCCACGAAGGACAGCCUGGCGUUGGAAAGGUGGACAAACCUCCUCGAGCAGGCCAUGUCGCAAGAGGGCUACCUGGCAGGCGCCAGCAUCUUUCGUGCGAGCCAGACCGGCGACAUACUCCGCGUGAAGGAGUUAAUAUCGAGGGGCGUCGACGUCAACCGCACCAACGCGUACGGGUGCGUGGCCCUGCACUACGCCGUGAAGCAUGCCGCCGAGUGCGCGGCGGUCGUUGCGCGGGGGGGGGACACGACAGGCGUUGACCAGUCCAAGAUCCACGUCCAGGAGGCGCUGCGGGUGGUAGUGUUCCUAAUGUCCCACGGCGCGGACGCGAGAGCGGUCAACCACCUCGGGGAGACCCCGCUCGACCUAGGGUCCCGCCUCACAGGCGGCUUUCCCAAAUUCCGGAGCCUCCUCUUGCCCAUCCUGGACUCGAGCAAGUACCAGAUCGCCGGGGGAACCAUCUUCAUCGUUCCGGCGAACCUCCCUAGCGUUAAGGAGGAGGUGACGGGCAAGAAGCAGGAGGACGACGCCGGCGCGGCUGCUGCUGCUGCUGCUGCUGCUGCUGCCGCCGCCGCCGCUCGCACCACCGCCCCCAAGACGACGACCGCAAGGGGGGUGACCUUCUCGCCCUCGCGGAGAAACCGGAGGGCGAAGAAGCGUUACGAGAUCGCGAAGUCGCGGCUCCCAUACGUGUCCUCCGCCUCCCUCUCCUCCGCCGCGCCGUCCUUCGGCGAAGGGCGAUGCCGCAGCAGCAGCGGAGGAGGAAGAGGAGGCGUCACCACGCCGGCGCUCCCCCGUGGCGACCACGAGACGGCCCUCGGGGGGGCACGCCAUCGCCUGGCCGCCGGGCACGGCGCCCGAUGUUCGCGGAACGACCACGAUGGUGCUCACGGCCGCGGCGGCGGUGGUGCCGCCAGAGAAUGUCGUCAAGCGGGAGGGGCGAGCGGUGUCCACUUCAAGGACUACAGGAUGGGGAGGAGCUCUGCCGUGCUCGUCAGCAGCAGCGGCGGUGGCGGAUUGAAGCGCUGGAGAGGGGCCGCGCGGCCCGCGUCCUGCCCCGUGCCGGGUGGUAUCGACGAGGGCCGCGGCCCGGGAACACCGGGUAGUCGGGUCGCGAGCUCGGCAACAGGAGCAGGACAGCGGCGGCGGCGGCGGCGGCCAGCGACUACCACCCCGGGCGGUGGGACGGAGAUGAGGGGUGGUAGCAGCAACAACGGGUGUCGUGGUGACGGUGGCGUUCGAGUCGUCGGCACCAGGCAGCGGCACGGCGGACGCCACUCCGCGCGCGAGGAGCAGAGCGAGAGGCCGGGCGCAAGGCGGCGACGAGAGGAGGGCGAGAGAGCUCUCGGCAGCAUGCCCGACAGCGAGGCGAGGAGGCAGAUUUGGGAGUGGCUGCGCGAGAGCGCCGGUACCGCGUCGGCCGUCCCGCCGGCCAUGGCCCACGGGUCAGGCGGCGAAAUCCUGGUCGAGACCAGCUCGUACGUGGCGACGGGCCGCCGGUCGGACGUGUACCGGGCCCUGCAGGCCAUCAAGGGGGACGGCCGGGGGGAGCUCAUUAGCGCCGAGAAGCUGAGGGCGGUCCUGUGCCGCGUCGGCCAGCCGCUGCUGCCCAACGAGAUGGACGAGCUGCUGCAGGAGACUGAUCCGACGGGAACGGGGUGA
This is a messenger RNA of Ectocarpus sp. CCAP 1310/34, 2166 nucleotides long. The record is from the annotation of a GenBank genome assembly. NCBI's taxonomy places the organism in Eukaryota, Phaeophyceae, Ectocarpales, Ectocarpaceae.